Molecule: messenger RNA, 1096 nt
Organism: Ornithodoros turicata
Lineage: Eukaryota; Metazoa; Arthropoda; Arachnida; Ixodida; Argasidae
Gene: fd102C
Product: forkhead box protein E3-like
Exons: 1
Coding region: 14-1096 (360 amino acids)
Biological process (GO): regulation of transcription by RNA polymerase II; anatomical structure morphogenesis; cell differentiation
Molecular function (GO): RNA polymerase II cis-regulatory region sequence-specific DNA binding; DNA-binding transcription factor activity, RNA polymerase II-specific
Source: RefSeq, a predicted model, not a curated record
UCCGCUUUUCACGAUGUGCACCAGCGAGGCGGAUGCCCAGCUCCUCGCCUUCAAGCCCCAGGAAGUAUCGUCGAAUACUUCGUCCGUUGUUUCGAUGCCGUCUCCGGCUCCUGGGCUUUUCAACCCAGCUUUCCUGGAGUACCAACGACUUCAGCUUCUAGACUACGGGCAAGCCAGUAGGCUGAGGAUAGUUCCACCAGGGCUGUUCAGUCCGUACGCAGGACCGUUCAAUCCUUACAAUGCGGCUGCUCAAGAUAAUCCUUUUGGAUUCCCUCCGUUCCUGCGGUUCGAUCCGCGCUCCCGAUUCGUCCACGAAGAACCCAAGCCUCAGCACAGCUACAUCGGCCUCAUCGCGAUGGCUAUCUUGAGUUCGGUGGACAAGAAGAUGGUUCUCAGCGAUAUCUACCAGUAUAUCCUUGACCACUAUCCGUACUUCCGAAACAGAGGUCCUGGCUGGAGGAACUCGAUCCGUCAUAAUUUGUCGCUCAACGAUUGCUUCGUGAAAGCCGGACGAAGCGCCAACGGGAAGGGUCACUAUUGGGCCAUUCAUCCAGCGAACAUUGAAGACUUCAAGAAAGGUGACUUCCGCCGGCGCAAGGCGCAGCGUAAAGUCCGGAAGCACAUGGGACUCUCGGUUCCUGACGAUGAUGACAGUCCCACUCCGACUCCACCCCCUCAGGUAGAAGGCACUCCAGCUACACUGUGGGAAAACACACCAGGAUUAGCCCAACGACUCAGCAUGCAGCUGAAGAGACGUCAGUUUGACGUAGAGAGCCUUCUAGCGCCAGAACCUAAACGCGACUGUGAUUCACCGGUGUCGCGGCCCGAAGAACCUUCGACCUCCCCAGACCAGAUGGCACAUGCUGGGCCCGUACCCAAAGGAGGUUCGUGGCUCCAGCCCUGUCAUGGACUGACACUGAGUUCAUGGACUCAUCCGGCGAGUUCGUUACUCGCAAUUCAUCAGCAAAGGCUGUCCAUGUUCCGCCCUUCCGUGCUGCCCUCUGCUCCGAUUCAGGUGGAGGAAGUUCUGCAAAGGUGGUGUACCAGCAGCUCAGAAGGUUCACCGGUUCCUGGAAGCUGUGCAAAGCCUCAAUAA